UCAACUACAUACACUCAAAAAAGGAUGAAUCCUAUGUUUUAUAUCCUUCUUGCCUUAACCGCUGUUUUGGCCGUGACCGCAAGCCCCGGCGAACCAGUUCUUGACAUUAAUGGUGAUAUCAUAUUCGACGGCAGUUACUACGUUCUCCCACGCAUCUUCGGCCCUGCAGGUGGCGGCCUGACUCUCGCCCCCCAUGGUGGCAACAAUUGUCCCCUCUAUAUCGGACAGGAAUAUUCAGAGGUCAACAGGGGCAUUCCCGUAAGAUUUUCAGACUGGAGGACUAAAGUUGCGUUCGUUCCUGAAUCAACGAACCUCAACAUAGAGAUGGACGUCAAAGCCACGAUAUGUGUUCAGUCAACCUAUUGGUAUGUACCUGCACCCGACAUGGUGUUUGAGGCGGCGUUCAUAGCGGCUGGUCCUAAACCAUCGAAUGAUUUCUUCCAGAUCAAGAAAAUUGAAGAUUCUAUUGGAGGUUACAAGAUUGUGUUUUGUUUUAACGGUGAAGAUUGCGUCGAUGUCGGGAUAUUUGUGGACAAACAUGGCGUUAGGCGUUUGGCUUUAGCCUCUACGCCCUUCGAGGUUGUGUUCGUGAGAGCUAGUGAGACAAAGACUUCGUCCAAGCCUGUUAUGUCUAUUAUAAGAGGAUAA
Brassica oleracea var. oleracea is the source of this 648-nucleotide messenger RNA. RefSeq names its product alpha-amylase/subtilisin inhibitor-like. Bases 25 to 648 code for a protein of 207 amino acids. The record is from RefSeq and is a predicted model, not a curated record. The transcript has a single exon. NCBI's taxonomy places the organism in Eukaryota, Viridiplantae, Streptophyta, Magnoliopsida, Brassicales, Brassicaceae. Gene Ontology annotation, molecular function: endopeptidase inhibitor activity.